UGGAGUGUCAGCCGUAAGGUUCGCCACGCCCUCAGCGCCCGGCUCCCCCCGGGUAUCUGCAGAAAGAUCGGCUCCGCCCCCGGGCUCCCCCAGAGAGUUGGUAGAAGGGUACAUCCCGCCUUUCAGCGUCUCUACUCCUGUACCCAAGCCUCGGGAGAGUCUGUUCCAAAGAAUGGCGAGUCAGGAGAAGACGGGUAUCGCAGGCCACAUGUUCGACGUAGUCGUGAUAGGAGGCGGUAUCUCAGGACUGUCUGCUGCCAAACUCCUGUCAGAACAUGAAGUUAACGUUUUGGUUUUGGAAGCUCGUGACAGAGUUGGCGGAAGAACAUACACUGUGAGGAAUGAACAUGUGAAUUACGUAGAUGUUGGCGGAGCUUAUGUUGGCCCUACCCAGAACAGAAUCUUGCGCUUGUCUAAGGAGCUAGGCAUUCAGACCUACAAAGUGAAUGUCUCUGAACGUCUCGUUCAGUAUGUCAAGGGGAAAACUUAUCCAUUUCGAGGUGCCUUUCCACCAGUUUGGGAUCCUAUUGCAUAUCUGGAUUACAACAAUCUGUGGCGGACAAUGGAUAACAUGGGAAAGGAGAUUCCAGCUGAUGCACCCUGGCAGGCACCACAUGCCGAAGAAUGGGACAAAAUGACCAUGAAGGAGCUCAUCGAUAAAAUCUGCUGGACAAAGACUGCUAGGCGGUUUGCUUCUCUUUUUGUGAAUAUCAACGUGACCUCUGAGCCCCAUGAGGUGUCUGCCCUGUGGUUCUUGUGGUAUGUGAAACAGUGCGGGGGCACCACUAGGAUAUUCUCUGUCACCAAUGGAGGCCAGGAACGGAAGUUCGUAGGUGGCUCUGGACAAGUGAGUGAACGGAUAAUGGACCUCCUCGGGGACCGAGUAAAGCUGAAAUGUCCUGUCACCUAUGUUGACCAGUCAAGUGACCAUGUCAUUGUAGGGACAUUGAAUCAUGAACUUUAUGAGUGCAGAUACGUAAUUACUGCCAUCCCUCCAGCCUUGACUGCCAAGAUUCACUUUAGACCAGAGCUUCCAUCGGAGAGAAACCAGUUAAUUCAGCGACUUCCAAUGGGGGCUGUCAUUAAAUGCAUGAUGUAUUACAAGGAGGCCUUCUGGAAGAAAAAGGACUACUGUGGCUGCAUGAUCAUUGAAGAUGAAGAAGCCCCAAUUUCAAUAACCUUGGAUGACACCAAGCCAGAUGGUUCGCUGCCCGCCAUCAUGGGCUUCAUCCUUGCCCGUAAAGCUGAUCGCCUUGCUAAGCUCCAUAAAGAAAUAAGGAAGAAGAAAAUCUGUGAGCUCUAUGCCAAAGUACUGGGAUCCCAAGAAGCUUUACAACCUGUGCAUUAUGAAGAGAAGAACUGGUGUGAGGAACAGUACUCUGGGGGCUGCUACACAGCCUACUUCCCGCCUGGGAUCAUGACUCUAUAUGGAAGGGUGAUUCGUCAGCCAGUAGGCAGGGUUUACUUUGCCGGCACAGAGACUGCCACACAAUGGAGCGGCUACAUGGAAGGAGCAGUCGAGGCCGGAGAACGGGCAGCAAGAGAGGUCUUAAAUGCUUUGGGGAAGGUGGCCAAGAAGGACAUAUGGGUUGAAGAACCUGAAUCAAAGGAUGUUCCAGCAGUAGAGACCACCCACACCUUCUGGGAGAGAAACCUGCCUUCUGUUACAGGCCUGCUGAAGAUCAUUGGAUUUUCUACAUCAGUAACUGCCCUGUGGAUUAUAGCGUACAAAUUCAAGCUUCUGACACGGUCUUGAAGUUCCUUCUCAUGCUUUCUCCUUAGGCCUCAGUACCAUCAAAAGGAAAAUGCUGACAAAGGCUAUGUCAUGGGGCAAUUUUUAAGUGCGCUUGAUUUAGCCCCCUUUAAUUUAGUCUCAAUGUUAAAGUAAAAUCAACCCAAAGAAUCACCUAAUUAAUUUUAGUAAGAUCAAGUUCCAUCUUUUUGUCUAUGUAGACUAACUCAUGUUGAUUGAUAGAAUAAAGCCUGGUGAUCGCUUUCAAAAAGUUGAAAUUGAUGUGUUCAUUCAAAACAAUUUCUGUGUCCUAUUUAUGUGCCCUUUAAUGCAAAAUACCUGAUGAUUUCAAAAAGAAAGCAUUUGACUUUCUCUCUAUAGAAGUGGAAUAAAUUAAGAUCCAAUCUGUGACUGUCCUUUUUCUGUUCUUAGGUGAUGGUGAAGUAUUGGUACAGAGCCUGGAGGCUCACAGCCACAGCAGGCCCCCCCACUCUAGAUCAGGAAAUAAAGGAAAGCACUGUGGGGCCAGGGGCUUGUAGGCCCUCAAACCAGUCAGGGGCUGCUGCCUCAGGAAGCUCCUGAGCCCUUAACAAUUGCUGUGAUUUUUCUAGACCUCUAGUCUCAACACUAGCUUAUUUGUAUGUUUUUCCUCUUUUGCAUCCUACAGAGGAGAGUUUACUGAGUCAUAAUGCUUCAGUUGACUUGCUGUGACUUGUGUACCACUCCCCAAAUGAGUGAAGUGGCAGGACCAUUCCCCAGGAGGCCUCCCAGCCUAGUAUGGCUUCAGACCAACUACUAUGGGCAUCUCUUCUUCUCCUUAUAAGUCAACUAGGAACCAAUCAAUCCUUAUUAGUGAUAACAUUCUAUGUUGGCUUCAGGAGAGCAGUAUUUCCUUUUUCCAGGUGACCCCUGGCUGUUCGAAGGCCACAAGAGGCGUAGAUUUUUUUUCUUAUAACCAUAGAAUUAGACAGAUCUUCUAGCUUGCAUAUGCCUUCAACAUGGUUACCUUUGUGUAAAUAAUUUCUCUCAAGUCCUGAACACAUGGUAUAUCUCUGAUUAUUAUUUGUUAAGACUGUCAAAGACAGAAAGGAAAUUAAGGCUGUAUAUUAUAACUGCACUUGCUUUAGUUAUUAAGUUUUGUUUUUUUUUUGAGACAGAGCCUCAUGCUGUCGCCCUGGGUAGAGUGCUGUGGCAUCACAGCUCACAGCAACCUCCAACUGCUGGGCUUGAGCAAGUCUCUUGCCUCAGCCUCUCAAGUAGCUGGGACUACAGGCACCCACCACAAUGCCCAGCUGGUUGUAGUUGUUCUUGUUGUUUGGCAGGCCCAGGCUGGAUUGGAACCUGCCAGCUCUAGUGUAUGAGGCUUGAACUACAGGUGCUGAGCCUAGUUAUUAAGUCUUAUAAAAGACAUGAAAUUUUGUGAUUUUAUAUAGAAAGACUGAGUUCUCUAUUUUAGGAGUAAUGUGGGGUUCUUAUCUUUCUCAUUUUCAAAACAAUUCUAUUUUUAGAAGCCCCUCCUAAAGGUUUCAAUCAUAAAAUACUUCUUUUUUUUUUUUUCUGUCGAGACAGAGUCUCACUUUGUCACCCUUGGUAGAGUGCCAUGGUGUCACAGCUCACAGCAACCUCCAGCUCUUGGGCUUAGGCAAUUCUCUUGCUUCAGCCUCCCGAGUAGCUGGGACCACAGGCACCCACCACAGUGCCCAGCUAUUCUUUGUUGCAGUUUGGCUGGAGUCGGGUUUGAACCCGCCACCCUAGGUACAUGGGGUUGGAGCCCUACUCAUUGAGCCACAGGCGCUGCCCAUAAAAUACUUCUUUUUAAAAAAUAUUUUGUUUUAUUUAAGGAGAAAAUUAAAGAUUGCCAGAGGAAACCCCACCGAAGCCAAUUUUAUUGCAUCAUUAACUUUAUCAUAAAUCCAAACUUAAGUCACUGGACUUUGGUGCAAGGACUUUGGUCUUCCAAAGUUUUGCCUGUCCUAAGAGCUAGAUUUUUCUGCCACUGUUUACCUUGUAAUUCAAAGGCAUUUUUGCUAAGUUAGGCAUUUUGUUAACAUCUUGGACAUGCUCCAGUACAUAAGGAGUUGCCACAUAAAACACUAAAAUGAUUCAAGAAAUCUCUCCCUAAUCUAGUACAGUUGUCUCUAUUCACUUACUGAUUAACUCAGUCCUAACACACCUUUGGGGAAGUGUUAAAGUCUUUAACUGGCAACAGUUUUAACAGUAAUCAGAUUAUUAACAUAUUUGUAUCUUGAAUGUUGAAGGACUUGUUAGUAUGUGAUUUACCCUCUUCUCUUUUUUGAAAAAUUGAUUUAUUCUAAUUAUGUCAACCCUAUUAAGCUACAGAUUGGGCAUCAAAAUGAAUGCCAGUCCAAAUGUGCCUAGACAGGAAAUUGGAGCUAAGAACUCCCCAUGUAAAGCUGUCCAACAUGAAGCUACCAUAGGUCUUUUCUCUGAACCUGAAAAAUAAAGUCAGUUAAAGAGGCUGAUAGUGGGGCAGUGCCUGUGGCUCAAAGGAGUAGGGCGCUGGCCCCAUAUGCCAGAGGUGGCGGGUUCAAAUCCAGCCCCGGCCAAAAACUGCAAAAAAAAAAAAAAAAAUGGCUGAUAGAGCCUGGCUGUUCAGCUAUUCACUUUAUAGUUCUAGAGGCUGAGUCAGCCUUACUCCAUAGUUUGCUGAAAAAAUAGAUUUCAAAAGUUCAUCUAUCUGUCACAAUUAACUGUUAAAUAAAGACUCAUACUCCACUAAAGAAAAAAAAUCAUUGAAGGAUUGUAAAGUUAUGUUUAGUUUGAUUGUGAAUUUGGUGCCUAAUGUUCCAUGUCUGAAGUUUGCCCUAGUGCUACAUGUGGGAGUAUGCAUAUGUGUGUGUUUUGCCAUUGAAGUAAGAUCUUGCCUAUAUGGUACUGUUUUGUUUGCUAAUAAAGUGCACUACCCAUCCCUGAUUCA
Messenger RNA from Nycticebus coucang (slow loris), 4670 nucleotides. It is a transcript of the gene MAOA, whose product is annotated as monoamine oxidase A. Gene Ontology annotation, molecular function: oxidoreductase activity. The record is from RefSeq and is a predicted model, not a curated record. Lineage: Eukaryota; Metazoa; Chordata; Mammalia; Primates; Lorisidae. The transcript is spliced from 15 exons. Bases 173 to 1756 code for a protein of 527 amino acids.